Molecule: messenger RNA, 2818 nt
Organism: Ricinus communis (castor bean)
Lineage: Eukaryota; Viridiplantae; Streptophyta; Magnoliopsida; Malpighiales; Euphorbiaceae
Product: pentatricopeptide repeat-containing protein At3g09060
Exons: 3
Coding region: 256-2361 (701 amino acids)
Molecular function (GO): protein binding
Source: RefSeq, a predicted model, not a curated record
AAGAGCAGGAAUAUUUAAAAGAUAAAAAAAGAGGUAUUUUUAUAAGCAUUUUACAAAAUUAGGUAUAUGAUGAAAUUUCCUCUAUGCAAUUUGCGAGCUGAAGUUGAGUGUCCCGGUCCCAGUGUCUGUCUGUAUCAUUCGCCGCCGCUAAAUUGUGACAAUCCUACGCCGUUUUGAUCGCCGAAUAACUUUCUGUGUGCCAUAAUAUCCGAAUGAGACACAAAAAGCUCGGAAAUUACCUUGAAUGCAACUGCCAUGGCUGCAGCUGCAGAGCUCACCAGGUCUCUUUCUUCGAAGCUACUUUUGAAGCUUCUCAAAGCAGAGAAGAACCCAUUAUCUGCACUCUCACUAUUCGAAUCAGCGUCUCGCAAUAAAUCUCACUCUGCACACGUGUUUCACCACAUCCUUCGUCGACUCGCCGCGGAUUCACGACUCGUUUCCCACGUGUCACGAAUCGUCGAUAUAGUUAAAGCCCAGAAAUGCCCCUGCAAAGAAGAUGUUGCUUUGACUGUAAUCAAAGCUUAUGCAAAAAACAAAAUGUCAAAUAAAGCUUUAGAUACUUUUCAAAAUAUGCAAGAUAUUUUUGGUUGCAAGCCUGGUGUGAGGUCUUAUAAUACUUUGUUAAAUGCUUUUGUUGAAUUGAACGAGUGGGAUCGAGCUGAAUCGUUUUCUAGGUAUUUUGAAUCAAUGGAUGUGUCACCAAAUUUGCAGACUUAUAAUAUUUUGAUUAAGAUUUCUUGUAAAAAGCAGCAGAUUGAGAAGGCAAUAAGUUUGUUGGAUUGGAUGUGGAGUCAAAAUUUGAAGCCCGAUGUGUUUAGUUAUGGUACUUUGAUUAAUGGGAUGGUGAAAGUCGGGGAUCUUUUGGGUGCACUGAAGGUGUUUGAUGAAAUGUCUGUAAGAGGAGUGGUUGCUGACGUUACUUGUUAUAAUAUGUUGAUUGAUGGGUUCUUUAAACAUGGGGAUUAUGAUAAGGGUAAAGAGAUUUGGGAGAGGUUAGUGAAGGAUUGCUCAGUUUAUCCAAAUGUGGUUACUUAUAAUAUUAUGAUUAAUGGGUUAUGCAAGUGUGGGAGGUUCGAUGAGAGUUUGGAGAUAUGGGAGAGGAUGACAAAAAAUGAGCGUGAGAAGGACAUGUUUACUUAUAGUAGUUUAAUUCAUGGAUUAUGUGAAGCAGGGAACAUUGAUGGGGCUGUUAGAGUUUAUAAAGAGAUAGUUGAAAGCAGUUUGGUGGUUGAUGCGGUUACUCAUAAUGCAAUGCUUAAUGGGUUUUGUCGAGCAGGGAAGAUUAAGGAGAGUUUUGAAUUAUGGAUGGUGAUGGGGAAGGAGAAUUGUCAGACUGUUGUUAGUUAUAACAUAUUGAUUAAAGGAUUGUUUGAGAAUGGAAAGGUGGAAGAAGCGAUUUCUAUCUGGGAACUCUUGUGCAAGAAGGGCUGCAGGCCUGAAUCCACGACAUAUGGUGUUUUAAUUCAUGGUCUAUGCAAGAAUGGUCGCUUGAAUAAGGCUUUAAAGAUAUUCAAAGAGGCUGAAGAUGGACCUGGUAAGCUGGAUGCUUAUGCAUAUUCUUCAAUGGUUGAUGGAUUGUGUAAAGAAGGCAGAAUGGAUGAAGCAAUCAGCAUAGUCAAUCAGAUGGAUAAGCGUGGCUAUAAGCUGGAUCCUCAUGUUUGCAAUCCCCUGAUUAAUGGGUUUGUUCGAGCUUCCAAACUUGAAGACGCAAUAAACUUUUUUAGGGAAAUGGAAUGUAAAGGUUGCUCUCCUACUAUUGUCUCAUAUAAUACACUUAUCAAAGGUCUAUGCAAAGCAGAAAGAUUCAGCGAGGCAUAUUCUUUUGUUAAGGAGAUGCUAGAGAAAGAGUGGAAGCCAGACAUGAUAACAUGUAGCCUAUUGAUGGAUGGCCUUUGUCAAGAAAAGAAGAUUGAGAUGGCCCUCAACUUGUGGCAACAAGCUCUUGACAAAGGUUUUAAGCCUGAUAUAACUAUGUACAACAUUUUGAUGCAUGGGCUUUGCUCUGUAUGCAAACUUGAAGAUGCUUUGCAGCUUUAUUCACAUAUGAAGCGGUCAACCUGUGUUCCCAAUCUUGUGACACGCAAUACACUCAUGGAGGGGCUUUAUAAAGUCAGAGACUAUGAAAAAGCAUCAGAAAUUUGGGAUUGCAUUUUAAAAGAUGGCCUACAUCCAGAUAUCAUCUCCUAUAAUAUUACAAUUAAGGGACUUUGUUCUUGCAGUAGAAUCUCAGAUGCCAUUGAGUUCUUGAAUGAUGCUUUGAAUCGGGGAAUACUUCCAACUGCUGUUACAUGGAACAUCCUUGUCAGAGCUGCAGUUAAUUUUAGGACUUCAUCUGUACUUUCUGCCUGUGGCUUUGAAUAGUCUGAGAAGAGAAGCUAAUUUCUGAUGAUUCACUUUUCAGCUUCUAUGGGGUAUAUAGGAUUGUGCAACUUUAUGCUGACAAGAUGUUCUUCGAGAUCUUUCUGCUAACUAGCCUCUUGCUAGUUUGAGGGGAUGCUAACUAAAAUCUCUAUUAAGAAACAUGCAAUUCCUGUAUAUGCUAAUAUGAGGUGAGUAAAUUUUCCUGUAGUUCAUUAGCAGAUAUACUCUGCUUAACUUUGUUACAUAAGGAGCCCUCUUUCUGAAAACAUCAUUUCUAAUGUGUGACAAUACCUGCAGGCGUUCGCGCUGAGAAUAUCACCUUGAGCUUAAUUUGCAAAAUGCUGAACUGAGUGAUCAAACCCACUAAAACUGCUCCAAGAACGGCAACUUUUCGCCAAUCAGGUGAAGAGAUGAAAGAAUCAGCAAUACUGAUGACUAUCACCGCAAUUAGAGCAAG